Peromyscus eremicus (cactus mouse) is the source of this 294-nucleotide messenger RNA. RefSeq names its product NADH dehydrogenase [ubiquinone] 1 beta subcomplex subunit 1-like. The coding region runs from base 1 to 252 and encodes 83 amino acids. The record is from RefSeq and is a predicted model, not a curated record. NCBI's taxonomy places the organism in Eukaryota, Metazoa, Chordata, Mammalia, Rodentia, Cricetidae. Gene Ontology annotation, cellular component: mitochondrion. The transcript is spliced from 2 exons.
AUGGUGGCAGGUUGUGAAUGUGACCUGUUCGCUCACUGGGGACUCACAUGCAGGAGGGCUUGUCACCAGGCUGCAGCAAUCACAAUGUUUCAGCUUAUAUGUGACUACUGGGUUCAUGUAUUGGCUCCCAUGAGAUUUGUCUUUGGAUGCUAUCUAGACAAGAGGAAUGACGAAAAGCUAACUGCCUUCCGGAAUAAGAGUAUGCUAUUUCGAAGGGAACUGAGGCCCAAUGAAGAAGUUACUUGGAAGUAAAGCCUGUGGCUAAAUCACAGAAUGUUUACAUUUUAAAAGUUA